AUGACCGAUAACAUCCCCCUGCAGCCAGUCAGGCAGAAGAAGCGGAUGGACAGCAAGCACCGGAGCGGGUGUUGUGAGUGUAUGAGAUGCUGCGGAAGAAGAGACCCAAGGCCUCGUACGGUUUGGCUUGGCCAUCCAGAAAAAAGAGACCAGAGAUACCCUCGCAAUGUGAUCAACAAUCAGAAAUACAACUUUUUUACAUUUCUUCCUGGGGUGCUGUUUAACCAGUUCAAAUACUUUUUUAAUCUUUACUUCUUACUUCUGGCCUGCUCUCAAUUUGUCCCUGAAAUGAGGCUUGGUGCACUUUACACAUAUUGGGUUCCCUUGGGUUUUGUGCUUGCAGUUACCAUCAUUCGCGAGGCAGUGGAGGAGAUCAGAUGUUACACACGCGACAAGGAAGUAAACUCCCAGAUCUACAGCAAGCUCACAGCAAGAGGAACUGUGAAGGUGAAGAGUUCUAGUAUCCAAGUAGGGGACCUUCUCAUCGUUGAAAAGAACCAGCGGGUCCCUGCUGACAUGAUCUUCCUGAGGACGUCAGAAAAGAAUGGAUCUUGCUUCCUCCGGACUGAUCAGCUAGAUGGUGAAACAGACUGGAAGCUGCGACUGCCAGUUGCCUGCACUCAGAGAUUACCCACCGCUUCUGACCUUCUUCAAAUCCGAUCCUAUGUGUAUGCAGAAGAGCCCAAUAUUGACAUACAUAAUUUUGUGGGGACCUUCACCAGAGAAGACAGUGACCCUCCAGUGAAUGAAAGCCUAAGCAUAGAAAACACCCUCUGGGCCAGCACAGUGAUUGCAUCAGGCACAGUUGUGGGAGUUGUUCUUUACACAGGGAGGGAACUGCGCAGUGUCAUGAACACUUCAAAUCCACGAAGUAAGAUUGGCCUAUUUGACUUGGAAGUGAACUGCCUCACCAAAAUCUUGUUCGGAGCCCUUGUAGUGGUCUCGCUUGUCAUGGUGGCCCUCCAGCAUUUCGCAGGCCGCUGGUAUCUUCAGAUCAUACGAUUCCUCCUCCUGUUUUCAAACAUCAUUCCUAUUAGCUUACGUGUGAACCUGGAUAUGGGGAAAAUAGUCUACAGCUGGAUGAUCCGUAGGGAUUCCAAAAUUCCUGGGACAGUGGUUCGAUCCAGCACUAUUCCAGAGCAGCUCGGAAGGAUAUCCUAUUUACUUACAGACAAAACAGGAACUCUCACACAGAAUGAGAUGGUUUUUAAAAGGCUUCACCUUGGGACAGUAGCCUAUGGACUGGACUCCAUGGAUGAAGUGCAGAGCCAUAUAUUUAGUAUAUAUACGCAGCAGUCACAAGACCCACCUGCUUUAAAAGGCCCCACCCUGGCCACCAAAGUACGUAAAACCAUGAGUAGCCGUGUUCAUGAGGCUGUGAAAGCGAUUGCCCUCUGCCACAACGUGACACCAGUGUAUGAAUCUAAUGGCGUGACAGAUCAGGCUGAAGCUGAGAGACAUUAUGAAGACUCCUGCAGGGUGUACCAGGCUUCCAGUCCUGACGAGGUGGCCCUGGUACAGUGGACUGAAAGUGUAGGCUUAACACUGGUUGGCAGAGAUCAAUCCUCCAUGCAGCUGAGGACACCUGGUGGUCAGAUACUAAACUUCACCAUCCUCCAGAUCUUUCCAUUUACUUAUGAAAGUAAACGUAUGGGAAUCAUCGUUAGGGAUGAGUCAACGGGAGAAAUCACUUUCUACAUGAAGGGAGCCGACGUUGUCAUGGCUGGCAUCGUGCAGUACAAUGACUGGCUAGAGGAAGAGUGUGGUAACAUGGCUAGGGAAGGCCUGAGGGUUCUUGUUGUAGCGAAGAAGUCCCUGACUGAGGAGCAGUAUCAAGACUUUGAAGCACGCUAUGUUCAGGCGAAGCUAAGUGUGCACGAUCGCUCACUGAAGGUAGCCACUGUGAUUGAGAGCCUGGAAAUGGAGAUGGAGCUGCUGUGUCUGACUGGAGUGGAGGAUCAGCUGCAGACGGAUGUCAGACCCACUCUGGAGACCCUGAGAAAUGCUGGCAUUAAGGUGUGGAUGCUGACAGGGGAUAAGCUAGAAACAGCUACUUGUACAGCGAAGAAUGCUCAUUUGGUAACCAGAACCCAGGACAUUCAUAUAUUCAGAUUGGUGACUAACCGUGGAGAAGCUCAUUUGGAGCUGAAUGCGUUCCGUCGGAAACAUGACUGUGCGCUUGUGAUUUCUGGUGACUCGCUAGAGGUGUGUCUGAAAUUUUAUGAGUACGAGUUUAUGGAGUUAGCUUGCCAGUGUCCAGCCGUGAUAUGCUGCCGAUGUGCCCCCACACAGAAGGCCCAGAUUGUGCGCUUGCUCCAGGAAAGAACUGGCAAACUGACCUGUGCUGUAGGUGAUGGAGGGAAUGAUGUCAGCAUGAUUCAGGAGGCUGACUGCGGUGUUGGGGUUGAAGGAAAGGAAGGAAAACAAGCAUCCCUUGCAGCAGAUUUCUCUAUCACUCAGUUUAAACAUCUGGGCCGGUUACUGAUGGUGCAUGGAAGGAACAGCUACAAAAGAUCUGCAGCUCUCAGCCAGUUUGUGAUCCACAGAAGCUUGUGUAUCAGCACAAUGCAGGCUGUCUUCUCAUCUGUGUUUUACUUUGCAUCAGUUCCUCUCUACCAGGGUUUCCUCAUUAUUGGGUAUUCCACAAUCUAUACAAUGUUUCCAGUCUUCUCUCUGGUCUUAGACAAGGAUGUCAAAUCUGAGGUUGCUAUGUUGUAUCCAGAGCUCUACAAAGAUCUUCUUAAGGGGCGACCGUUGUCAUAUAAAACAUUUUUAAUAUGGGUUUUGAUAAGUAUCUAUCAAGGUAGUAUCAUCAUGUAUGGAGCUCUUCUGCUGUUUGAGUCUGAAUUUGUCCACAUUGUGGCCAUUUCCUUCACAUCCCUGAUUCUUACUGAGUUACUGAUGGUGGCAUUAACAAUCCAGACAUGGCACUGGCUCAUGAUAGUGGCAGAGUUGCUCAGCCUCUCCUGCUACAUAGCCUCUCUGGUCUUCUUACAUGAGUUUAUUGAUGUUUACUUCAUUGCAACCUUGUCGUUCUUGUGGAAGGUCACAGUCAUCACUCUGGUGAGCUGCCUUCCUCUCUACGUCCUGAAGUACCUGAGGCGAAGAUUCUCUCCCCCAAGCUACUCGAAGCUCACGUCAUAG
Messenger RNA from Emys orbicularis (European pond turtle), 3144 nucleotides. RefSeq names its product ATPase phospholipid transporting 9A (putative) (gene ATP9A). Gene Ontology annotation, cellular component: endosome; trans-Golgi network; plasma membrane. The transcript is spliced from 28 exons. Bases 1 to 3144 code for a protein of 1047 amino acids. The record is from RefSeq and is a predicted model, not a curated record. Gene Ontology annotation, molecular function: ATPase-coupled intramembrane lipid carrier activity; ATP binding; ATP hydrolysis activity. Gene Ontology annotation, biological process: endocytosis; phospholipid translocation; retrograde vesicle-mediated transport, Golgi to endoplasmic reticulum. Lineage: Eukaryota; Metazoa; Chordata; Testudines; Emydidae.